This is a messenger RNA of Diorhabda carinulata, 1316 nucleotides long. RefSeq names its product mannose-6-phosphate isomerase (gene Mpi). Gene Ontology annotation, cellular component: cytosol. Gene Ontology annotation, biological process: GDP-mannose biosynthetic process; carbohydrate metabolic process. The transcript has 3 exons. Gene Ontology annotation, molecular function: mannose-6-phosphate isomerase activity; zinc ion binding. Bases 93 to 1277 code for a protein of 394 amino acids. NCBI's taxonomy places the organism in Eukaryota, Metazoa, Arthropoda, Insecta, Coleoptera, Chrysomelidae. The record is from RefSeq and is a predicted model, not a curated record.
AGUUGUAAGUUUAGACAGAAUCUCUAAAUGUCAAAUUUUAGAGGUUAUAGAUAAAAAGGUUGUUUGUAGGUUGAUUUAAAUUUUAAUAAAAAAUGGAAUUGUCGUGUAAAGUACAAGAAUACGAUUGGGGUAAAAGGGGAUCACAAAGUGCUGUAGCACAAUUACUAAAAAAAAGAAACCUCGAUGUUAAAAUAGAUGAAUGUAAACCUUACGCCGAAUUAUGGAUGGGAACUCACGUAAACGCCCCAUCUAUUAUUAAAGAAACGGGAGAGCUUUUAUCAGAUUAUAUUGAUAAGAACCCGAAGGUGUUAGGUGAAAAAGUAGCCGAAAUUUUUAAUAACCAAUUACCGUUUUUAUUUAAAAUUUUAUCUGUUAAUAAAGCUUUGUCAAUACAAGCUCAUCCUACUAAACAACACGCGAUUGAGUUGAAUAAAAAGUUUCCCGAUAUUUAUAAAGAUCCGAAUCAUAAACCCGAAAUGGCCAUAGCUUUAACACCUUUCGAAGCAAUGUGCGGUUUCAGAAACCCACGAGAAAUAAGAGAAUUCAUAACUCACCUUCCAGAAUUGGAAAAUAUAACAAGAUCUAAAGACGAAGUGGAUGAUGUUAAAUUUUUAGAAAAAUCCUUCAGAGCAAUAUUAACUUGUGAAAAAGAUUUAGUGGCUAAAACGAUAGAAUCUUUAAAAACGAGAUUUGCUAAUCUCGAAAAAUGCGAACGAGAUAAAUAUUUGUCGUCACUUCUCGAUAAACUAAAUUCUCAAUUCCCCAAUGAUAAUGGAGUAUUGAUGGUUUAUUUUCUUAAUUACAUUAAAUUACAACCAUCGGAAGCGAUAUAUCUCGCUGCUAAUAAACCCCAUGCUUAUAUUUAUGGUGACUGUGUUGAAAUGAUGGCUUCUUCAGAUAACGUCGUAAGAGCGGGCUUAACCCCAAAAUUACGAGACGUUCAGACACUUUUAACAAUGCUAGACUACACGGAGGAUUUGACUCAAGAUAGUCGGUUUAAACCGCAAGUGGAGAAUGAGUAUACAACGUUAUACAAACCUCCAGUACAAGAAUUCGCUGUUGUUAGGAUAAAACUACCGAAAUCUAUUAGAAAAUAUACUAUACCGAAAAGGGAUAGCGCUAGUAUAAUAAUAGUUAUUGAUGGUACUGGGAAAAGUGUCGACAAGGAAGUUGUACCUGGAUUAAUUUUGUUUUUAGCAGCCCAAGAGGUUUUAGAAAUAAUCGAGGUUUAUUCGGAAAGCAUAUUGAUGUAUCAAGGGUUUACCAAUGUUGAAUAAUUGAUAUUUUAUGUUGUUGAUAAUAAAAUUUCAAUAGAC